Molecule: messenger RNA, 642 nt
Organism: Phytophthora nicotianae INRA-310
Lineage: Eukaryota; Oomycota; Peronosporomycetes; Peronosporales; Peronosporaceae
Exons: 2
Coding region: 1-642 (213 amino acids)
Molecular function (GO): nucleic acid binding
Source: RefSeq, a predicted model, not a curated record
AUGGGCUGGGACUACGACUCGUCUUCAAGCUCCUCCUGCUCUGGAAGCAGCACCGACAUGGCGUACGGGGAUUCGAGUGUACACAGUGACAACGAGCAGAUGGAGGACAUUGACGAGGAGGAAGAUUUGGAUUGGUACUAUGCUGUGGUGAUCGGUCGAUGCAGAGGAAUCUUCACGAGUGUAAAGGACGCUCUCAAACACACGCGGGGGUACUCGAACUCGAGAUUCAAGAAAUUCCCUAGUUUUGAGGAAGCCCGUGAGUUCCUAAACCAAUACGGGCUGCAAGUUGACCACGAAUACGAGCAUUUUGACGGCUCAAGGCUUUGGUUCGGCUACGCAAUGAACGGAGGCCGCGGGGACUUCCCAGAUCCUCUGCAUCCGAACUCUAUUGUGGCAUUUUGUGGAGGUAGCGCACUGCGCAAUGGAGAAGAGGACUGUAACGCAGCAUAUGCCUGUGUUUUUCCGCAUAAGCGAACUUGGGACGUGGUAGAAUCGGUUGAGGGGCCGUGGGCGACUAAUAAUCGAGCUGAGUAUAUGGCAGCGUUAGCUGCUAUGGAACGAGCCAAUAUUGAGGACAGGGACAAGACGAAAGUGCUGUGUGACCCCGUCACAAUGAGUUUCACUGAUCAACUUGGAGAUUAG